Klebsormidium nitens is the source of this 771-nucleotide messenger RNA. The record is from the annotation of a GenBank genome assembly. Lineage: Eukaryota; Viridiplantae; Streptophyta; Klebsormidiophyceae; Klebsormidiales; Klebsormidiaceae.
AUGUUAAACGACUUCUUCCUGUCGCUGGCCACUCAAAACGUGGACAUCUUCCGGCUGGAGCGCGCAAGAGGGGGCACUGCCGUGCACAAGGUGGACAUCUCUCAUGCAGUCGAGCGGCGGGUGGGCAGCUUGCAACACCGGCCACAGCAGGAUCAGAACCAUUCUAAGCCUCACGUACUUUGGAAAGACAUGAAUGGCCUGCUUCCUGCAGAUUGGGACUAUGGCAAGCGAUGGCUGCAGCAGGACCCAUCAGAAUCACGGAGAUACGGAGAAAGCGGUUGCGCCCUUUUACCGCUGCAAUCACGAGCAACGACCACGACGGCCGCCGUCAGUGUGACGUCAGCAAGACCGGGCGGCCGGCCGCACGAGAGAACGCUCAAGUUCGACAUGCACAACGCCGCUAAGGACCUCAUUGACCUGCAGAUGGUUGAGGACGCGCGCGCGCUCGUCCUGACGGACAGUACCCUCCAGCCGAUGUCCUGCGCGAGCGGCUCUUCCCGGUGGUCGCAGACGUCCGGCUGCGCUUCUUCUGAAGCUGACACAUCGUACCCGGGAGUGGGUCCUGCCCGCGGCGCUGCGCUAGGGGCCCACCUGGCGGCUGUUCGACCUCCGGUUCGGGUACCGAGUACUCGCAAAGGUCGGUGCACUAGUACUGGUCAGCGGGAGGUUGGAUCCACAGAGCGUGCGACCUCCACGGGGCAGCGAAAGCUCGGCCGGGAACAGAACACUAAGGUUGUACUUAUACAAAACGCGUCAGCGGCCUCGGGCUAA